AUGGCAUUAAAUUGUUCAGAGAAUCUAUUUGUUCCUAUAUCUUUCAAUAGAUAUAAAGAGUCAACAUCUGAAAAAGGUAGUAUUUCAACAGCAAAUACAAAACUUUUAGGAUGCAAAAAUGCAAUAUCGAAAAAUAUAAAUCUUAUAUCUUCAAGGUUAAGGAAAAGACUUAGGUAUUCUUUAAUUAAACUCGAAAAUGGCUGGAUAUCCAAUUCUUUAGAUCAAGUUGAAAAUUUGUAUUUUAAUCGUCAUCAUUCAGUAAACAUAAAACAAAUUAAAAACAAAAUAGAUCUUGGAAAAGAAUCAAAUGUAACUGCAAAAAGGACUUUCAGAUCAUUGUUAAAUCCCAUAAUUCCUUCUACUUAUGAAUCAUUUUGGGCAAUUUAUCCUCCAUUUUCACUUCAACAUUCAAAAGUUUGUUCUUUGAAAGAAAAAACUAGUUCUAAUAUUGAAAUACAUAAAAUUUAA
Messenger RNA from Pneumocystis jirovecii RU7, 468 nucleotides. RefSeq lists its product as uncharacterized. The transcript is spliced from 2 exons. Lineage: Eukaryota; Fungi; Ascomycota; Pneumocystomycetes; Pneumocystales; Pneumocystaceae. The record is from RefSeq and is a predicted model, not a curated record. Bases 1 to 468 code for a protein of 155 amino acids.